AAAAACGAGAUUUGUGAGCAGCCAUAUUCGGGUAGUUUCUUCAGCAGUUGUAACGUUCGGGAAGAUGUUACGUGGAGAAUGAGGAAACUUGUAAACGUACUCUGACAAGGAACUUGUCGAUUGUUUAUUCGCCAUAUGUUAGGUCUCCAUGUGCAACAAUAGGCGUUAACGUAGGAGACCACCACAAUGAUUAUUGAAAAUCUGGAUGCUUUCAAAGUGUGGCUAUCGAAAACACUGGAUCCGAUCUGUGAUGCGGACCCAUCAACUUUGUCUCGCUAUGUAUUAGCCUUGGUCAAGAAAGAAAAGUCUGAAAUUGAACUCAAGGAUAUCUGUAUGGACCAGCUGGAUGUGUUUUUGCAGUCAAAGACAAAGGCAUUUGUGGAAACACUAUUCACUGCAUUGAAAUCAAAAUCCUACCUAGCAUCUCUAGUGCCUGAUGCUGUCAACAACACACCUGUGGCUCCAGUCCCUAGUCAGACAACCAACAACGUAACAGCCAAACCACCGGAAGCUGACAAAAAGAAAGACAGGCCAGAAAAACAGAUAUCUGAUGAUGGCAGUCGGGAUGGUUCCAAGAGAAGACGAUCAAGAUCGCCAAGUCCCAGAUCUCGAGGAAGAGACAUUCGAGAUGAUCGGAGACAUCGGUAUGAUCGGUCUAGAUACUCACCCGAUAGAGGGCGUUAUGGUAGAAGACGGAGCAGAACGCCUAGCCCUCGGAGAAGGGAUAGAAGGUCACCUGUGAGGGGUCGUGGACGAUCACGUGAUAGGUCGAGAAGUCCUAGGUCGAGGUCGCGAUCCUGGAGCAGAAAUAGAUCGCGAUCCCGUUCAAGGUCAAGGUCUAAGGGCCGCCAGCCUGACAGUCGUGGAUCAACUCCCACCCUUGACAAUGGUCGCUACUCCACUGCAAGUGCCAUCCCAACCAUUCAGAGUGUAGCAUCGUCUAUUGCCCAUGCAGACAAGCAGCAGCAAGGGGAUACUCCUCCUCCUCCCGGCCCACCUGGGCCACCUGGCCCACCUGGCCCACCUGGAUCACGGCCUAGAUGCAGGGACUAUGAUGAAAAGGGAUUUUGUAUGCGUGGUGACCUCUGUCCUUUUGAUCAUGGCCUUGACCCUGUUGUUGUGGAGGACAUAGCUAUACCGAACAUGUCCAUUCCUCCACCAUCACUUGGAGGACCACCACCAACUUCCGGACCUAACUCUGGCCCACGUCCCCCUCCCCCAGGACCUGGUGGUCGAGGGGCUCCACCUGGACCGCCACGUGGACCGCCGCCUGGACCACCCCCAGGACCACCACCCCCGCCACCACCAGGUGUACCUGGAGGCCCUCAGUUUCCACCUCCCGCUGGCCAAGGGCCUCCUCCUCCUCCUGGUCCCCCAACCCCAGGAACUAUGGGGUCACGACACAUACCAGCCCACCCACCAAGGACAGGGCCUGGUGGUGAGGGUUACAAUCCAGAAGCUCCAGCUCUCACAUCUCGUCCACCCCCAGGUUUCUGGGGAAACCAGCGUGGUCAGCGCCCCCAAGCAGCUUUCUUCAACCCCCAGGCACAGAGACAGAGGGAUCUAGUUCAGGUCCCCACCCUCCCUGAAUCUCCACCAGAGGAUCUGGAAGGAAAGAAUGAUUCAAUGUCCAACUCACCACCACAUCCCACAGUCUCAUCGAGGGUGGUGAUUCCUCAGAAGCGCACCCAUGGAAUGAUGGAGGGUUAUGGGCGUGGCAGGGGGCGUGGCAGAGGAUACAUGUCUCCGGCAAAGAAACCAUUUGACUAUGGAAGACUCGGAGGUUUUAGACGACAAUUUAAUAAUGAAAAUGCUACACUGGAAGUACGUAAAGUCCCACAGGAAUUCAACAACAUUUCUAAACUGAAUGAGCACUUUGGAAAGUUUGGAACUCUUGUCAAUGUUCAGAUUUGCUUUGAGGGAGACCCUGAAGGAGCUCUAGUGACGUUCAGCAACAACGCUGAGGCUCAUGCAGCCUAUAAGAGCAGCGAGCCGGUGUUCAACAAUCGCUUCAUCAAGGUGUUCUGGCACAAGAAGAAGGAGAUGGAGAAACCCAUAGAGACGGACCCAGAGGUGCUGAAGGCCCAGAAUAAACAGAAGCAUGAGCAACAGCAGCAGGAGAAUCUCAAGCAGAAGGUCCUUGUUACGUUUUCAACCACCCAAGAAUCUCUGCCAACUCCUGACCAGCUUCGCAUCCCAGCUCGAGCUCGUCUUGGUGUACCACCAGCCAAUAAACUCAAGUUGAACAACUCAGGGACAAAAACUCCUGAGUCACCAACAGAAAAGGGUAUUGUGUACACAUCAUCCGUGGGCAACCUGAAGAAGACAGUAUUCAACACAGAAGCUAUGAAGCAGACCAAGGCCUCUCUCUCAAGUCCAACAGCUGUCAAUACUGCUGACUUUGUCACAAAAAUCGAGGCCAUCAAGAAGGCAGAAGGGUUAAAGAAGGAGGCUGCCAAGAAGCGGCUAGAGAUUCACCAGCAGAAGCAGGAAUUGCUGAAGAAGCAGAUAGAGCAACAGAAGAAAUUGAUUGAAAAGAUGGAGAAAAACAAAUCAAUGAGUGCUGAAGACAAAAGUGCUAUCAUGACUACUCUUAAAGCUGUGUCUAGCAGCAUAGACAAGCUGAAGCAUGAGUUGAUGCCAAAGAUGGGGGGUAUGUCGCUGGUGAAGAGUCCCGAGCAGCAUUUUUUACAACAGGCUCGACGGGAGAUCCUGGACACAGAGCUGGAGCUAAUGACAAAGACGGGGAAUGGGGAGGACACGACGCUGCUGAAGAAAAAGUUGAUGGAACUCACCCGGGAGGCAACAGCCAUGGGACUCCUGGACAGCAAGGGAAGGGGGAGGGGUCGAGGCCGCGGCAUGACCACGAGAGGAGUUGGUCGUGGUCGAGGGUCAUGGAUGGGUCGUGGGAGAGGGAGAGGAGCUGCAGCUGGCAGUCUGUCAUUAGACAAACGACCAAGGACGCUUCAGAUCAAGGGAUUUGAUCUGGAGGAGAAGGAAGAGAUCAAACAGUUCUUCAGUCAGACCUGCCUGACUGAGAAGGUGGAGUACAAUGACGACAUUCCAAGUGCAAUAAUUACAUUCUCUACCAGGAAGGAUGCAGAGAAAGCUAUUGGUCGAGGAAACAAGUACCAGAAGCCUCUGAAUAUACAGUGGUUCACUCCGCUGCUGAGGACUGUGAGUGUAGUCAGCGAUGACAGUCUUUCUGGUACCUUGGAAGAAGAUGAAGAAGAUGAGAGUCAGGUUGAGGAAGACCUGGAUGAAGCAGGACUGCUUGGGGCCGAUGAUGAAGAGGAGGAGGAUGAGGAGUCUCGUUCAUGGAGGAGGUAGUCUUCAACCAAGGUCAAGGCCAAAUGAAAAAGUCAGAGAGGAAUCAAGAGUGGGAAAGAAGUGCAGCUGAAUUGUUAUUACUCAGUUUCUUGAUCUUCCUGUUUUGUACUAGACUACAUGCAUGCACACUUGGACACAUACACCACAUGCAUGCACACUUGAACACCUACAUACAUACAUGAACACCUACACCACACACAUGCACACUUUGACACCUACACCACACGCAUGCACACUUUGACACCUACACAUGAACACCUACACACAUGCACACUUUGACACCUACACCACAUGCAUGCACACUUUGACACCUACACCACACACAUGCACACUUUGACACCUACACCACACACAUGCACACUUUGACACCUACACCACACACAUGCACACUUUGACACCUACACCACACACAUGCAUGCACACUUUGACACCUACACCACACGCAUACACACUUUGACACCUACACCAUGCAUGCACACAUAUGGACUGCUCAACUUAGGACAGGAACACUGGGUUCUCAUAUUAAUAUUGUUGAUCAGUUCAGUAUAUGCAGUCACAAUGUGACUGUUGCUGUGAACAGUUCAGUAUAUGCAGACACAAGCUGUGAACAGUUCAGUAUAUGCAGACACAAUGUGGUGUUGCUGUGAAC
This is a messenger RNA of Haliotis rubra (blacklip abalone), 3979 nucleotides long. RefSeq names its product RNA-binding protein 26-like. Gene Ontology annotation, cellular component: nucleus. The record is from RefSeq and is a predicted model, not a curated record. Bases 187 to 3330 code for a protein of 1047 amino acids. Gene Ontology annotation, biological process: mRNA processing. Lineage: Eukaryota; Metazoa; Mollusca; Gastropoda; Lepetellida; Haliotidae. Gene Ontology annotation, molecular function: RNA binding; metal ion binding. The transcript is spliced from 22 exons.